Tigriopus californicus is the source of this 7677-nucleotide messenger RNA. RefSeq lists its product as uncharacterized. The transcript is spliced from 12 exons. Lineage: Eukaryota; Metazoa; Arthropoda; Copepoda; Harpacticoida; Harpacticidae. Gene Ontology annotation, molecular function: metallodipeptidase activity. Bases 907 to 5967 code for a protein of 1686 amino acids. The record is from RefSeq and is a predicted model, not a curated record. Gene Ontology annotation, biological process: proteolysis.
GGCUGGAGAACGGCCGAACGAACAAGAGGAGAGGGAGAGACUCUCGGUUGUGGACCUCGAGCCUCAAGUUAGGAAGGGGGUCAGUAGACCAUGAGAACUGGUAGAGGACGGAGAGAGCGAGCCAGAGAUUCUGCUUUUGGUUAGAUUGCCAGAGUAGAAAAGAGAGAAAGAGAGCGAGCGAGAGAGAGAGAGAGAGCGAGAGUGAGUGAAAGUGAGGCUGGCAACACUUUUGAAGGAGUGAUAAGAUCCGUGCAAUCAAUCGUGGUCAUGUUUCAUUUUUUGAGUUGAGUGCUCAGUCUGUGUCAACAGUCCUUUGUGUCCACGAGCGUGAGAGUGAGACUUGACGGUUCGAAUGAGGGUUUCAGAUUGUUCCUCGAGUGAGAAAAGAACCUGGAAGAGCCGGUAUUCAUCAAGAUGAUGUUGCCUCAGAAAUACUGUAAAUAUCUACUCGGUGGUGGUGGUGGAAGUGGGAGUAGUAGUUGUUGUUGUAGAAUUGGUAGUCGUCUUCGUCGUCAUAGUAGUGGAUCGAGGAAGUUGGAACUUGGCCUACCCGUGGGUCUGGCUAUGAUUGAUGAGAAGCCGGCAAGUUUUGGGAAUGAAAUGAUCUCACCAUGAUUAUUGGGACAUUGUCAGUGAAGAAGAGGUCCAUCCUCAUUCAUCAACUUGAUGAAAAAGUCAUCUUUGGGAGAUGAUUAAUGUUCCAAUGAUGCAUGAGGCACAGUGAAAAGAAGUCGUCCUCAGACCGAUUGCAAUAUUUGGGUGCUGUCUACUGCAGAAAUCAAUGAAGAAAAUGUCACCCCUUAGAUGCCCAAGUUAAAGCAAUUCAUUAGUCUUCCUUGAAUGAUUGUGAAUGGGUGGAUGCGUCAAUCUGAACGAUUGGGAUCCUACUCAUAGUGUUACUUAUGAAUGAUGAUGCCCCCACCCGGUUGGCAGGAUGAACCUCAUCAUGGAAAGGCAAAACCCGUUCCCCUCCAGCCGCCCAAAGGGUCGUACCCUGCCUCAACGCUUCGACGGAAGAGCCGAACGUCCGGACUUCCGUCGGCUGAGAGUGAUACCUACCCUCCUCCACCGAGGCGGUUUGCAACCCAAGCCCAUGCUCAAGAAGCUCGAGGACCACCCCCACCAGUCCCGUCCAAGCCAGUGGUUCUUCGACAAUUGUUGCAACAAGAGCAGCAGCAGCAACAACAACAUCGUCAGCAACAACAGGAACAGCCCAAGGUCCAUGGUCUGCCACACCAUAGGACGUUGCCCUGGACCCAGCACCAAGAACAACUUCGCCAUGAACUUCAAAGGGAGUUGGCUCACAGACGUCGAUCCAAGAGUGCUUCUUCGUCAGAGAGGAGGAACAGGCCUAGCUCACCUGAUGUUCCGGUGGCACGCAAGUCGGCCACGCUGAGACACCUGUCUCGUCAUGUAAGCCCGCCUCCCCCUCCUUAUCAUCCACUGCCACCAAGUCAUACCUCUAGAACACUGCCUCUGUCUCCACCUGGUCGGCCUCAAGUUCAUAUUCCCUCGACGACAGAUUGGCUUCGAGCCUUCCAGAAACAACAAAUCAAAUCUUUCGACCAAUUGAAUAGACGGCCCGAGGUGGCACCACAACUCUUACCUGCCAAAGCUCGUGCCAAAGAUUUCAUUCCUCCAAAUGUCCUCCUCUCUGCAGCCUACGGCGAUUUUCGUCAUCCUACCAGGUCCAAGGAGCCCCCUCAAGAUCCCCGAAACCUAACGGAAAAGCACCAUCACUCUGCAGUCGGAAGCAGUCCCUCUGAAGGCCUUUCUGAAGCUCUAAAGUCAAAUGAGAAACCGCCCAAAGUGUCUGUGAGAGCUAAGCAUCAUCCCGGAAGAGCAAAUCCCAACGUCGAUCCCAGUCUUCCAACCCCACCUCAACAACAUAAAAAGCGACAUUCAAUCAAAACCCAUGACACUCAGCCUAUUGAAGCCUCCCAUGGCGAUGCCUUUGACAGUGAUAAAUUCUAUGCAAAGCAACGGCAAUUGGAACAAGAUCGGUUGGAUAUUUUGGAGCGUCUGGGUCUCAAGGAAGAUGAUGUGGCUGAUCAUGGUGCAUCCCCCAGGAAAUCGAUCACACAUCGAGAGAGGAAGUCAAGGCGGGACACUGCUGUCUCUGAUAAGCUCAAGAAACAGCUUGUUGGAGGUCCUGGACCUCCAAGCACCUUUUCCACCGAGAAGCGAGAUUUGCCCAUUCUUGGAGGUCACCAUGACUCAAAACAUUCCACCCGAAAUGACAGGUUCCAUCCCAUGGACGAGCUUCGACGAACUGACUUCUUACCUGAGUCAGCAACGGCUGUGACCAUGCUUGAUGAAAUGAUCGGUCACCAUCUAAACCACAGAGAAAAGUCACAAAGUGACAGGCAAAUGACACGCCGACCCAAGACCUCAGCCUCCGACAAAAUUGAGCAACACUCCCGAGCAAAAUCAAAAGAAAAGCUUCACAAACGGGAGCGACGUCGAAGUGAAAGAGAGGUUUCUGCUGAAACUAUCAACUUGGGUGCUAAUACCAUGGCUGGAUCAACCACAACCGGUGGUCCUGCCAGCUCUGCUCCUCUUGCUGGCGCUAUUUCAGCCUCAGCCACCACUCUGGAGCCUAGAAGUGACCGCAAUAGGCAACAACCAGUUUCAUCUGAAGGCGCAAGGCGCAAAAGUAGGGGCCCCUCUGAAACUUGUCCAAGUCAAUCAAAUGAGAUAGUCAGUUCGUUGGUUACCAGCGGUCCAGCUAGUGGGACCCCUCCUCACGGUGGGACUUUCAUUGAAGGUGGAGCCGGGCAUUAUGUGAAAUUAGAGCACGAUAAAAAACCCAGAGACCAUUAUGGACAUCCCUCUUGGUUUACGGAAGAGAUAAGAAGGGAGGAAGAAAGGGUCAAAUCAGGCAUGGAUGGAACUGGGCCCAUCGGAAGCGGGCUUGAGAUGGAUGUUAAAAAGAAGGAACGGGAACUUCGGAAAAGGCAUUUAAGUGAGAAAAAGGAGAGGCUGCUUGAGCCAACACCCCCUCCUCUCUCCGUUGUCCCCGCUGUCUCUUCUGUUCCUCUUUCAACUACUUCUUACGUCUCUGGUCCUAGCCUUUCUGCUUCCCACUCGCACCAUCAAAAUCAACAGCAACAACAACAAAAGCAGCUCCAGCUUCAACACUACAGAAAUAUGGAGGAAAGACGAGAUGGGAAAACGGGUAAAGAACAAAUUCAUGUUGAUGAAAAGCAAAGACGAGGUGAGAAAUCAAGAGCACAAGAUAGCCACAGAACCCAAGACCAUCAUCGAGAGGCCCGGGAGAAAAGGGAUAAACCACUUAGGGCCCCUGAUAAUAAAGAUAGGGACCAAAUUGCAUUGGAAAUGGCUCAAAAAGACCGAUUGGAGCAAGACUUUGCACAGAAAGAACGACUUGCAAGGGAAUUAACGGCGAAAGACAAGGAAGCCAGGGAUUUGCUUGAAAGGGAACGAAAUGCUCGCGAAAUUGCCGAAAAAGAAAAAUUUGCCCGUGAAAUGGCUGAAAAAGAGAGGAAAGCCAUGGAAAUGAUUGAAAAAGAGCAGAGGGCUCGUGUGAUGGCUGACAAAGAGAGAGAACGACGGGCCUUUGCUGAAGAUGAACGGAGAGAAAAACUCCAACUUCGAUUGGAAAAGCGUUUGGAAGAAGAAAUCUUGGCCUUACAGAAGCAAAAGAAGCAAUUGGAACGCGAAGAACGUCAUGAACGUGAAAAGCGACGUCGAGAGUCUUGCUCUGGGGAUCGCAUGAGAGACAAUCGGCGACAAUCCAGGGAUCCCAGUCUGGCCCGAUCGGAAGUAGUGCGGCGAAGCUCCAGCAAACGGGACUCGUCCUCUGACAUUGUGGAUGCGGUCGAGAAGAUCCUCAUGUGGAGUACCGCCGAGACCGCACGCAAACAGCACCUGGAAGACGCCAGUCUGGUUCGAGACUUCCCAGAUGGUACGGUCCACUCCACCAGUCAUUCAUCCACCAAACGUAAAUCUAGUUGCGGACCCCUCCCUUCCCCUCCAUGUACCUGUCACAGCCCCUCCCCCACUGACAGUGGCAAUCAAGAAACCGUCUUGGAAGUCCCUGUUGCUGCACCGAGCUCCCAUACUUGGGAUCAUCGUUCCACCAAGUCAAGCACCCGAGCCUCACACAAUCUGGCUGGUUACGCUUCUCUGCCAUCCAGUGAACGCCGGAGACGUGACAGUAGCUACCAUGUGGAGGCUGAAAUCGAGCGACACCCGCUUCCACAUCACCCCCUACUAGCAGGGUAUCCUCCCAGAAGCAAGGGAAGCCGUGCCGUGAGUCCCAGUUGGGACUCCCGAAGUCGAUCCCAUUCUCACCAUACCACCUUAAUGAGAGAUUUGGGCGGCUUGCCGGCCUCGUCGGAUAUCAGCAGUUCUACUAGGCGUCACCGAUCCCGAAGAUACAGCAGCAAGAGCUACAGUUACGAAUCUGAUCUUGAUUAUGAGCGCCACCUCCCAUCUCAUGGUUCGCGGAGUUGCCGAUGCUCCAUUGAGCAUCUUGAUGUUGAGGACGAAUAUUCCAUCUACAAGCCCGUAUUCAGCGACAAAUCCCUCCGUCAAGAGUUUGGUGCCUCCGGAUGUGUGGGCUUGAACGGCAGUUCCAAAAGCUUGACCUCGACACAUCCUAUGCUGAAGGAGAGCCAUCCGGGAUCGCAAGCUCAUCACGUCAAUGGGUUCCACAAUGGCUUGGGCGGCACAAGCGCCACGACCAACGUAUUAUCGGCUAUCCUGCCCACCUUAGACCGUGCCAAGGCCAACGUAAUCAACACGCUUAGAGGGUUGCCACUUCGGCGUCAGCAUUGGUUUUUGUUGAUGUUCAUCGCCUUGUUCAUUUUCCUCGGAUUUUUAUUUGGAUUCUCAGGGAGCUCCAAGUCCACUGACGACCUGCUCAACUCGCCAGCCUUACAACAAGCAGCCAUCACCAAAUUGCUCAAAGAAGUCCCCUUAAUUGACGGACACAACGAUCUUCCAUGGAACAUUCGCAAGUUUGUUCACAACAAGCUGGACUCUGUGAAUUUUACCCACAAUCUCAAGUACGUGGAGCCAUGGGCCAAGAGCAAAUGGUCCCACACGGACAUUUCCAGACUGAUGGAGGGCCAAGUUGGAUGCCAGCUGUGGGUUGCCUAUGCCCCAUGUGGAUCCCAACACAAGGACGCGGUCCAAGUCACCUUGGAACAGAUUGAUUUGAUCAAACGCCUCGCCGACGCUUAUCCCAGUCAGCUUCAAUUAGUGAAAACCUCCAAGGAUAUCGCGGCUGUUCACGCUUCAGGUCGGAUUGGAAGUCUGAUCACGGUUGAGUCUGGUCACUCGAUCGGUACAAGUUUGGCUGUGCUUCGAAUGUUUCAUCGUCUUGGUGCUAGAUCUCUUACGCUUACUCACAACUGCCACACACCUUGGGCUGAUUGCUCCAAAGCCGAUGAACCCGAUGGAAAACCUGUUCACUAUGGCCUGACCCAGUUCGGACGGACUGUGGUCGAGGAGAUGAAUCGCCUUGGGAUGAUAAUCGACCUGUCUCAUAGUUCAAUACAAACUGCAUCAGACGCGAUAGCUGUCAGCGAUGCCCCUGUGAUAUAUUCUCAUUCAUGUGCUCAAAAACUGUGUAACUCAACCCGGAAUAUUCCUGAUAACCUCCUAAGGCUCGUGGCUGACAAAAAGGGCUUGGUAAUGGUGAACUUCUUCUCCUAUUUCCUCACGUGCAACAACCACUCCACCAUGAACGACGUCAUUGCUCACCUGAAUCAUAUUCGAAAAGUGGCUGGAAUCGACCAUGUGGGUAUUGGAGCCAGUUAUGAUGGAAUAAACUCUACUCCCGCCGGCCUUGAAGACGUCUCUCGUUAUCCUGCACUGUUUGUGAGUCUACUGGCGAGUGGAACUUGGUCUUUGGAUGACUUGAGGAAGUUGGCUGGCCUCAAUUUCCUUCGAGUUUUUCAAGAAGUUGAACGGGUGGCCUCUUCUUUUGCAGGUUAGCGUCAACUACUACAAACAGACUCCUUUGGAGGAAAUUAUCCCGGGAAAAGACUUAUUGAACACUGAAUGUAAGACCGAGAAGAAGUGAGCGAAUGGUUCUGGUCAAAAACCAUUCCUUUGAUUGGGAUCAACCACCGAACGAGAUUGGAAGGUGGAACAACUUGAAAGAAAGCCUUCCUGGUUCUCGCGAGCUGCUUGUCAACCAUUGUGUGACGUCCUUUGACGAAAAGCUAUCCCUUUCUCGACCAAGCUCUCACAAGUUUGAUGGGAUCUCAAUCCCUCAUCCAAGUGAAGUUGGUGGUGAUACAAAACAUCAGCCACACCUCGGAAAAUCUUUUCUAUUCUCCUCGCAUCACCUCCAGGAGAAACUAGAAGAAAAGUCAACUUCAGGUCGAGGCAGAGAAAUUCCAGCGGAUGAAGAAAAGGCCAAAUCAACGGAGUGAGAAUAAUACCCUACAGUUCCAUGAAGUGUUCAAAAAAAACCACACAUCCAAUUCAGCACCAAGCCCUCGGAAAAAAGAGUUAGAAGUUCAAUUGUUGGCACAAGUUCCGAAACCUCCUUUUUAGGUCACUUUUGGAUCAGGUGAUCAGGAUCUACGCUUGGAAUGCUCAGAAGAUAUGCUGGGAUGGGGGGCUCAAGAGCGAAAGAACGACCGACCGACCGACCGACCGACCGAACGAACGAACGAACAAACGAGAACUGUGGGUUUCUAAGAGUUUCCACGUGAUUUUUUUUUCUUCUGCUUCUUCCGGAGAGGGGGCGUUGCGUGCAUGCGUGUCUCUUUCUCUGUUUUUCCUCCACGAAGAAAAACUCACUUGUCGUCAAUCAUUUCUUUCAAUGGAAAACAGAGGAAAAAGUUUUUAAAUGUAGAAAAAUGAUGAAGACGUUGCCCUAGCGAGUGUAGCAAUCACCCUGUUCCUUCACCCCUUUCAUUGGAAUGAUCCUCAGUUUGAAUGGAUGGGAGAGAGAAAGAGAGGGCAGAGCGAGAUAAAUGUGUGCAGUCAAACUUUCCCACAACAACUCACACCCAUAUUCAUAUCAAUCCAGCUCGGCUAGUGUUGCUGCUGCAGCUGCAUUGUCUUCUUCCUGCUUGGUCCCUUCAAAUUUGUACGUUUCACAACCACGGCCAUAAUAAUAAUGAUAAUAAUAAUAAUAAUGAUGGGACCGUGGAACCCUUUGGCUUUGCUGCUGAGAGAGGGAUUCAAAAUAUGCAAAGUUUGGGGUUAGUCCCUUCCAAGCUCAAUUGGGCGACACAAGCACAGAUUUUUAACUGAGCCCGAAGGGCACAGUGUGUCUGAAUGAUCUCCUUUGGCCACCCUGUGCCGUCAAUGUGCUUGCGUUCUCUCCGGUUGAUCUUGGAGCCCAAGGGUCGCCUCUUUGCAGUCCUUGUGUCUACUUUAAUAAUCUUAACCAGAUCAUCCGUCCUUGACCCGUCAGUUUUGAAAUGGGUUUAUGUUUGUAAUACGUCUACUUGUAGAACUAUGUAUUUGUUAAAGUAUAGCGAUAAUGAUAAGAAACACUGAUGAUGAGAUCCUGCUCGUUGGUGUCUUUUGCAUUUUACAACACUGCCAGUUAAACUGUGAACAAUGCCAUCUUUUGAUUGUAUGUCAAUGAUAGCCCCUACACGCUUUGGGACAAGGUCACUUUACUUUCGCAAUCUUCGUCCUUUUUGCGUUGAGCAAAAAGAACGUAGAUGAGAUGGUCUUCAG